AUGAGCUUCAUGCCCAAGAACAACUGGAAAAUGAUCAAGGCGGCCCUUCAAAUGAAGAUAUUACCAUUGAAUAUGCAAACUGCCGAUCAUGCAGAAGUUCAGAUAAUGAACAUUUACUGCUACUCUGCGACGGAAACAUUGGUCAAAAUGCUGAUGGUUCUACGAUUCGCUGUAAUGUCGCCUAUCAUUGCUAUUGCUUACCGGAGAAACUGGAGCGAAUCCCGGAAAAUGACCGGAUUUUGUCCAUUCUGCGAAAAUAAACCAGAAAAUGCACAGCAUUUUGUAGGACAAACAAAUUUAAAUGUUUCACGUUCAGAAGAAGCUGGUAGUAGUAGUUCAAGACAAUUAAAGAAUGAGACUGAUGUAUCGAAAUGUCAUCUAAGCGGAUGUUUGGAGCAAGGUAAUACGAAAAUAGAAACUGGAUGCAGCAAAAUUAGAAAUUCCGAAUCAACGCUUAUUCAAGAUGCUUAUGGUGAUUCGGAUACGGAAAGUGAAUCAAGAGACUAUAGUAAUGAAAAGAGUGAAUUAUAUUCAACAAGUGAUGCAACUAGUGAUGAUUAUGAUGAUAGCAACGAAAUAACAGUCGAAAAUACUGGCGGCAAAAAUUCUUAUGAAUUACAAAUCAUUCUACCUAAUAUUUUACGUUUGCGUGCUAUACGGACAAAUUUUGAUGUAUUGGACGACGACGACGACGAUGACGAUGACAGUGAUGAUGGUGAGGAUGAUGAUGAUGAUGAUGAUGAUUGUAACGAAUCAGAUGAAACAGAUUCUGAGCAAAAAUUCCACCAAGCGAUAUUUCGCGAUAAUUACAGACGAAGAAGAGGAAUGAAGCGUAAUCAAGGAAUUACAUAUCGCCGAUAA
Messenger RNA from Brugia malayi, 861 nucleotides. RefSeq lists its product as uncharacterized. NCBI's taxonomy places the organism in Eukaryota, Metazoa, Nematoda, Chromadorea, Rhabditida, Onchocercidae. The transcript is spliced from 4 exons. The record is from RefSeq and is a predicted model, not a curated record. Bases 1 to 861 code for a protein of 286 amino acids.